UUCUAAUUAGGAAGCUAUUCCGCAUCCUAACUCAAAGUGACAAGGAUACAUCUCAUCCUAAAUAUUUUGAGUAAAAAGAUUCUCAACCAUGAACAAAUUUUCAAGUCAUAGCUUCCUGCAGAUAUGCGUAGUAUUCCUAUUGGUUUCUGUACAAUUGGAAACUUUUGCGAAAACUGCCAAUUUGAUUGACAUCUAUCGCCCAGAAGUUUUUGAAAUAGCCGUUUUGAAGAAUAGAAAACCCGUGAUUGUUUAUUACAGCAAAGGAUCUUGCACUUUGUGUGCACGGCUUCAAAUGAAACUGGAAAAAAUGGCAAAAGAAAACAGUGAGUCAUUCUACCUCGCCAGAGUUGAUUUAGACGCACUUCCAGAAUUGCAGGAAGCAUACGGUAUCAAAAGCAUUCCAACGACCAGAGCAUUCUACAAGGGGAGAAUGAUCGAGGAGGUCAAAGGUCUAAAGUGGAUUUCCAUGAGUGAAUUGGCUGACAAAGUUCUUCGUAUUUGAUUUGUCCGUGUUCCUACUGCUUCGUAUUGUAAUUGUGUAAAAAUUGAAUAACGUUUUCCAUGUUUCGCAAGCUGUAAACACAUUUACAGAUAUGUUCUAAUCCGAAUAAAUUGAAUAUCGGUGGGACAAACG
Messenger RNA from Folsomia candida, 634 nucleotides. RefSeq names its product thioredoxin C-1. Gene Ontology annotation, biological process: cell redox homeostasis. Lineage: Eukaryota; Metazoa; Arthropoda; Collembola; Entomobryomorpha; Isotomidae. The coding region runs from base 89 to 502 and encodes 137 amino acids. The record is from RefSeq and is a predicted model, not a curated record. The transcript is spliced from 2 exons.